UGAACGCACAUGAGCGGAAGUAGUGCUUAUCUGACGUCAGCAAAACACUGCCUGCCAACACCAAGCAGAUUGGAGCUGCCGUAUUUAUUAUCAGCGAUCGGACUGGGUGUAAUUGUGUGAAUAAUAACUGCAGUAGUUUUUGCAAUUAUUCAAUGAUUUUGUUUAGUUUACGUUGGUAUUUAGCUGUCACAAACGAGUUGCUAAUGCUUUCGCAUUGAGGGUAGCUACGCGUUGUUUACCCACUGUGUCUACAGUGAGAACCUAGCUACGAUGGUAGAGCAGUCGGACCGCGCUCCGCUGCUCGACUGGGAAGAGCUUCCCCCAGCAGGACCGACCGCUGCAUUUCCGUCGCCAGAAAAAGAGAAUGCUUCCGAACCAAGCCCAGCAAACCCCCGUGCACUGGGAAGCACGGCUCCUGGGACGGGAUGGAGCACGAGUCCAGGAGGUGCUGCGAAUGUAGCAGCUGUUGUCAGUGGGGACACAAGUUUCACCGGUGCUGUUGUGCACACAGGGCCAGGAUGGGAUGCACAAAAUCCCAAGGGAGACCUUGCGUUUCCCGACUGGGAGGGAGUCUCUACGAAAGAUCACAGGGCGGCGGAAUGGGAGGAAAAGGACCAAAUUGUUGCUGUUUUCGUGGUGACCUUUGAUACAAGAUCGGGUAACAUGGUGGAGUGGUGUCUGCCUCAGGAUAUCAAUCUGGAUGGGGUGGAGUUCAAGUCCAUGGCCAGCGGCUCUCACAGGAUCACCAGCGACUUCAUAUAUUUCCGUAAAGGGUGCUACUUUGGGCUGGCGUGUUUCGCCAACAUGCCUGUGGAGAGUGAGCUGGAGAGAGGGGCACGCAUGAAGUCUGUGGGCAUCCUGUCCCCUUCCUACACCCUGCUGUAUCGGUACAUGCACUUCCUGGAGAACCAGGUCAGGCACCAGCUGCAGUGUCCAGGGCAAUACUCUCCCCUGGAGGCCUUCUAUGAGGACAAGAAGGCCCUGUUGCCCCCCGCAGGGAAUGGCCUGAUCACCACCUGCCCGACGAGUGCCUGGGGGGCCACGCUGAAUCGCUGCAUGCACCCCGAGAUGAAGAUCACCCAUCCGGCUGGCUGCAUGUCCCAGUUCAUCCGUUUUUUUGGGGAGCAGAUCAUGGUCCUCUGGAAGUUCGCCCUGCUGCGGAGACGUAUCCUCAUCUUCUCCCCUCCGCCCAUCGGAGUGGUCUGCUACAGGGUAUACUGCUGCUGUUGCCUAGCCAACGUGUCCCUGCCCGGGGUGGGCGUGGCAGUGCCCGAGUUCCGACCCUUCUUCUACAUCAACGUGGCUGACAUCACCACCCUGGAGACGGAACUGUCUUAUGUGGCCUGUACCACAGAGAAGAUCUUUGAGGAGAAAAAAGAGCUGUACGAUGUUUACGUGGAUAACCAGAACGUGAGGACACACAGAGAGAGCCUGCAGGCAAUGCUUCGCAUCAACAGUGCUGACCGGGAGAAGUACAGGAAACUCAGUGAGCAGAGGCAGAUGCUUCUCUACUCUCAGGAGGUGGAUGGAGACUGCACCUCCAGCGAAGAGGACCUCUUUAUCCUGUUUUUCAUGGAGCAGAACAACCGCAUCUUUCAGACUCUGUCUGAGGUGGCGGGGAGUGCGGACCCCACCCUGACCACGGACCACGUGAGGGCCAUGGGGCUGGACCCCCAGGGUGACCGCGGCUUCCUGGUGGACCUGCUGGAGCUGUACGGCAUCGAUGCCAUGCUGGUCAUCGACAAUCCCUGCUGCCCCUGAAGACACCUCCCCUGUUUUCUGCCCCUUUGGUCUGAACACACUGCCCCUUGCCACUGCCCCAGGGUCGGGAGAUUACUCCUCCUCCACCUCAUGCCUGUAUGGCAUCUGUCCUGCUGAACAGCCGUGAACCUGCCCUUUGACCCGCCUCUGGAAAUACUCUGGUUCCUUUGUGCUGUGUGGGUCCUGCAUUCUGUGUCCAAACAUUGUUAUCCAUGUAUUAUUCCUGUCUCAGUCAUGUUGGUUGGUUGGUCGGUCUGCCCGUCAAUCUUGUCCGUAGGUCCCUCCUUUCUCCCUCAGUGGCAGAAUGUACUUCCACCUGGGGCAUGACAUUAAGGAAGUGUUUUCAUUGGCUCUCUUCACCUUGCUUUAACUGAAACAUCCCGGAAUGAGGAAAAGCAAAGGAACAACAGAGGAAAUGUUUUUUUUUGUACUUUAAUGUGCCUCUUCCACCUGCUUUCUUCAGUAAGGACGGAAUACUGUCUCUAUCUCCAGUACUUUUUUCUGGAGAAUUGAUUUUGUAAACCAGUAAGCCUGUGGACUGAGUGGCAGGACACUUUCUGUAGAAUUGUUGGAAGAGGACUCCAGUCAUGGGUUCUCCAACAGUUGUGUUCAGUUUAAUCCUUUUCAGCAGGUACUCAUCUUCUAUGGGUCUGUAUUUCAUUGGGAGGAAAAGGGAAGGACAGAAUUUGUCAUUUGCGCUGUGACUGUCUGGCAUUUCAUUUUCCCUACAGUAUUUCGCUAAUUGUACUGCUGCUGUAUUUGGAGCCUUCGCUGAUGAAGCAAACAGAGUCAAUCAAUAACGUGUGCAUUACCAGCAAUAGCAGACCAUCCGUUAAUGUGAUCUCUUUCUUUUACCUCUUUUCAUUCAGUCAUAGAGAAAGAAUCUUUCAUUAAUUAUUUUUUUAGGAGCGUAGUAGAACUUUUCCAAUGAGUGUGGAUCAGUAGCGUAUCACACACUGUCCAGAUACCAGGACUGGCCACAAGUGGACAGCAAGGGUCCAGUUUAAAAUAAGCACAGAGAGAGUCGCCUUCAUAGAGAUGGCUUUGUUUGAAAAGACUGGAAUGCCGAGGUUCUCAGGUUUUGAGGGUGUCGCACGCAAUCCAUUUCAUAUCUGUUACUAGACUUGAACAAACGCAAGCUCUGCUGUCCUGCUCUGUGGAGGAGAGGCUCUAUAAGUGUCUGUUUUACUUGAGAAAUGGACACAUUUACAUGUAGAGUGAGCAUUGGGGUUUGCAAGGAAGGGAGGCUGCCUUUUUCCAGAAGUCUGGUUUCUGAUGAGGGAUCUGGAUCAGAACCAUGAAAGAGUCUGUGUGCGUGCAUGAGUGUGUGCGUGUGCACGUUUUAAUUGUAAAAAUAAAUAUUAAUGGUGGCAAACUGUAAGCCUAUGACAGCAUUCCAAGUGAGGGUGGUUGUUGAUGAAAUGAGACCUCUCUUGCUAUGCCUUUGCUUGUAAUAACCUUUCUCUUUUUUGAUAGUUGGAUAUUUAUUUAACAGAAAGAGGGAAAAUAAAUUCACAAAUGUAUGUAUUUAUCUAAAUGCUUACCUUCACGGAAGAAGGAAGUGAUAGCAAUGGUUGGAUUUAAUAUUAAAUAAUUUUGUUUUUACUUGAGGGAUAUACCCAAUGGCCUCUGUCUCAUUGUCUGUUGGUCUGUCAGUUAGGGAUAAUUAUUAACUGCUCAGUUGGUUUGAUUUUCUUCUUGUUGAUUUUUGGAAUAAUAACUCUCAAGUGUUUUUGCAGUACAGGUUCACUGCAUUGUAGAAAAUUUUAUUUCCUGUUUAUUUUUAUUAAUUACAAAAGGAACUGAUCUUAAUCUGUGGAUGUGAUUCCCUAUUACGGCCUACUUAAUGAUUGCUCCACCUCCACAAAUAAAUAUAGAACAUACUGUACUUUUAUUUAAAUUUCUGAGCUUGUGAAAAUACUGUUGUAUUGUAUUUCUAUUGCAAAUGGCCUAAUGCUCUGCCAGCAGAUGUGUUUAAACGAGCAGAUGGACUCAACUGGCACUCUCCACAAGGGGAAAGGAUGACCAUACAGUGUGCUGUGUGUUUAGCCAGGACUUCUCGUCCAGCAGCACAUUUUUAUUUUAUUUAAAUGAGCUGGACUGGUUUGUAAAUUGGACGUGAUAAAAAUGACAAAAACAGUUAUGCAGCUUGAUGUCAGAUAUAAGCCCAGUUUGUGUUUUCCCGCAUGCAAAAAAAAAAAA
Messenger RNA from Anguilla anguilla (European eel), 3963 nucleotides. It is a transcript of the gene dennd11, whose product is annotated as DENN domain containing 11. NCBI's taxonomy places the organism in Eukaryota, Metazoa, Chordata, Actinopteri, Anguilliformes, Anguillidae. Bases 271 to 1761 code for a protein of 496 amino acids. The transcript is spliced from 9 exons. The record is from RefSeq and is a predicted model, not a curated record. Gene Ontology annotation, cellular component: cytoplasm.